AUGACCGUUACUUUCCGCGCAAUCUGUAGCCUCCUGCAAAAUAUCGAGAUUGCCACGACACAGCAAUCACGUUUACCUACAAAUCAAGAGAAGAGUAAUAUACGCGAGAUAAUCUCGAACUGGUUCGUUGAUCAGAGAGAUGCUCUCAAUGACCCUACGACGAAUAGUAGUGCUGUGCUAUCAGCUCUCUUUCCACAUCGAAGGAAAGACCGAGUCUAUGGCCUGCAGCCGCCCUUACUGGCAAAGAAAAUUCUCAAGCUACUCGCCUUCAAUCAUAGUCAACGUGCACUUUUCGAUGGCUGGAAAACAGGAGUUCUUGGAGACCUCGGUGCAUACGUCGAACGAGCAAUGAGGCCAUGGGAUGGCACUUUCAACAGUAAACGUGCGUUGCCAGUCGAACAAAUCGACGAUCUCCUCGUACAACUAGCGGCGAGGUGCCGGUUCUCUGAUGAAGCCAUCCGAAAAAAGUGUCAUUUGGAUGUCAAAGUAGACAUGGAGCUCAAGGACAUACUUGUGAGGCUUGAGUCUUGGGAAGCAAAAUGGUUCGUCCGUCUUAUCUUACGAGAUCACCGCACCGUUGGACUUGAAGAGAAUUUCGUUUUGGAACGCUACCACUUCUUAUUACCGGAGUUGUUGAUGUUCCAAAACGACUUCGACGCCGUUUUCAAAAUGCUCAGGAGCGAAUUGAGCUGCUACCCCCCAGUACCAGAGCCUACAAAGCAGCAGUAUAUGCGUCUUGAGGCGGCACAGAAACUGAGAGCUAUUGUUGGAAUCAAGGUGGGGCGGCCAACGUUCCAUAAAGCUUGGUCUUUGAAGCACUGCAUUCAGUUGGUGGGUCAACGAGCUUGGGCUGCCGAAGUCAAGUACGAUGGCGAGUACUGCGAGAUACACAUAGACCUGGAUCGUGCGCCCAAUCAUAUUCAAAUCUAUUCUAAAAAUGGGAAAGAUGCAACAGCGGACCGAAGACCUCUACAUGCUACCAUUUACGAAGCUCUACGUAUCGGACGACCAGAUUGCAAGUUGAAAAAGAAGUGCAUCGUUCUUGGCGAGAUGGUUCUCUACAGUGACCGAGAAAGAAGAAUCAUGGCUUUUUCGAAGCUCCGAAAGCACAUAUCACGCUCCGGUUGUUUCAUUGGCACACUCCAAGAUUCCCUGCCGCACGAGUGGGAACACCUCAUGAUCGUAUUUUUCGACGUCCUUGUAUUGGAUGACGAAUUGACCCUACGUCACUGUCUGCAAGACCGCCGCAAGAUUCUCCGAGACCUUGUCCAUGUAGUGCCCGGUCGGUCAAUGCGAUCGGAGUGGACCCUAUUGGAUUUCUGCCAGGAUAAGACAGGGGAUGGCAUAACAGACCUUAAACAGAUAUUCGCCCGGAACCUGGCCGAACGCCAAGAAGGACUCAUCCUCAAACCGUUGCAUGCACCGUACUUCCCACUGUUGUCAGAGCAGGGGCACCAUCAAGCAGGUUUCUUCAUCAAAUUGAAGAAGGACUACUUGGCUGACAUGGGUGGUGAGCGCGAUCUGGGCGACUUUGCUGUUAUCGGAGCUGACUUUGAUGCGCAAACCGCGCCAAAAAUUAAUAUCAAACCCUUGCAUUGGACGCACUUUCAUCUUGGGUGUUGUCUGAACAAGGAUGCGGUGGAGCGUACGGGUGCAAAACCAAAGUUCAUGGUCGUAGCGAGCCUCAGUCUCGACAAGUGCAUACCAAAGUCUGACGUCAAGUACAUGAACAUCCAAGGCUAUGUUCGUCAGUCUGUCCUACAAGAUGACGGCUCAACAGCCGAGUUCGACAUUCAAUAUCCCAAAGGUUAUGAAAGACGUAUGACCACCGUGUUCAAGAGACCUUUCGUAGCUGAGGUCCUCGGCGGUGGGUUUGAAAAGCUUCAAAACGAAUGGUUUGAAAUGUUAAGACACCCUAGAGUCAAGAAGAUCCACCCUAACAGAAGUUGGGAAGAUGCUGUUUGUUUAGAGGACCUGGAACGUAUGGCUGAGGAGAAGUGGGAGCUUCCCGAUGCUGACAAGCUUGAUGGCCAUACUCGUGAUAUUGCUCUGUUGGCCAAGAAGUAUAUCAAAGAAAUGGGCGGAUCGCAGACAACAAUGAAGACCGAUGACACCACGCAGCAGACUACUCCUCGCUCCUCACCAGUAUCGCCUGUUCCGGCUAUCACGCGGACCAUUAGCCAAUCGGCAUCCAAUAGAACCGUAGUUCAGGAAACGCAAGAAUACAUCUACACUUCAGUUUCCACUUCCCAUGGUUCUGCUGAUGGUAGUACCCAAGGUAAAGGUACACGAGCCUCUCGUGAACUGCGCGUUCUUGUACGAGAGGACACAUCAGAACGCCUAGGUGCCUCGAAUCUCUCAGCACCAAUAUCAACAGCGUCCAAAUCCGACAGCCUUUCAUUGCACAAGUCCAGUGCGACAUCGACUUUGUCGAACAUAGACAAGCGAUCCAGCUUCAUGUGGGAAAUUAGUCCACCCGAUUCAAAGCGUAGAAAGGCGCUGGCUUCACUACGGUCUCCUGGAGGUAAACGUGACUUAGGUGGGUUUGAUUAUGACUCGCAGGAGGGGACCAUCCACAUCUAUACGAGGAAAGGUGUAAAAGUGCAGGUACAUACUGGAUCUCAGGACAAGGAGCAUAAGAGAUGA
Molecule: messenger RNA, 2646 nt
Organism: Alternaria arborescens
Lineage: Eukaryota; Fungi; Ascomycota; Dothideomycetes; Pleosporales; Pleosporaceae
Exons: 1
Coding region: 1-2646 (881 amino acids)
Biological process (GO): lagging strand elongation; DNA recombination; DNA repair
Cellular component (GO): mitochondrion; nucleus
Molecular function (GO): DNA binding; DNA ligase (ATP) activity; ATP binding
Source: RefSeq, a predicted model, not a curated record